AUGAUGAACCUUUUUCUUACCAGAGCCGCUAGGGUUUCUUCUCUUACCAAACACAAUGCUGUUGCCGCUUUCAAUUCCUCACGGUGUGUCCAUUCGUUACCACUUGCUGCCACAGUAGAAGCAGAAGAGAUAUCUGGUGCAAAGCCUGCUGAAGUUUUGAACUUGGUGCAGGGCAAAUGGAUUGGAUCAUCAAACUGGAAUACAAUUCUGGAUCCUUUAAAUGGAGAGCCAUUUAUUAAAGUUGCUGAAGUUGAGGAAUCAGACAUUCAGCCCUUUGUAGAAAGCUUGUCCAGCUGUCCCAAACAUGGUUUGCACAAUCCCUUCAAGGCACCAGAGAGAUAUCUUAUGUAUGGAGACAUAACUACUAAGGCAGCUCACAUGCUAUCACUUCCUAAGGUUACAGAUUUCUUUGCGAAGCUAAUACAGAGAGUUUCUCCAAAGAGUUAUCAGCAGGCUUUUUCUGAAGUUUAUGUGACAAUAAAGUUUCUAGAGAAUUUCUGUGGGGAUCAGGUUCGCUUCCUGGCUAGGUCUUUUUCAGUACCUGGAAAUCAUCUUGGACAGCAAAGUCAUGGCUUUCGUUGGCCAUAUGGUCCGGUGGCAAUUAUCACUCCUUUUAAUUUUCCCCUAGAGAUUCCAGUCCUACAAUUAAUGGGUGCACUUUAUAUGGGCAACAAGCCAGUCCUUAAAGUUGAUAGCAAGGUGAGCAUUGUUAUGGAGCAAAUGCUGCGCCUUCUUCAUUCCUGUGGCUUACCCGUAGAAGAUGUAGAUUUCAUAAAUUGUGAUGGCAAGACAAUGAACAAGCUGCUGCUAGAGGGAAAUCCAAGAAUGACCCUUUUCACCGGUAGUUCAAGAGUGGCAGAGAAGCUGGCUGUUGACUUGAAGGGCCGUGUUAAAUUAGAAGAUGCUGGGUUUGACUGGAAAAUAUUGGGCCCCGAUGUUCAUCAGGAAGAUUACAUUGCAUGGGUAUGUGACCAGGAUGCAUAUGCAUGCAGCGGUCAAAAGUGCUCAGCACAAUCGUUGUUAAUUAUGCACGAGAACUGGUCUAAGACUUCCUUGGUAUCUAAGUUGAAAGAACUUGCUGAGAGAAGAAAGCUAUCGGACUUGACAAUUGGCCCAGUCCUUACUUUUACAACUGAUGCGUUGCUAGAGCAUACAAAAAAUUUACUUGCGAUACCAGGAUCAAAGCUGCUCUUUGGUGGUCAGCCUUUGGAGGACCAUACAAUUCCACAAAUUUAUGGUGCUAUUAAACCAACUGCAGUUUAUGUUCCUCUUGAGGAAAUUGUGAAGGAUAAGAAUUAUGAGCUUGUGACAAAAGAAAUAUUUGGACCUUUUCAGGUUGUUACCGACUACAAAAACCAUCAACUACCAAUUGUGUUGGAGGCUUUGGAAAAAAUGCAUGCACACUUAACUGCCGCCGUAGUUUCAAACGAUCCUUUAUUUUUACAAGAAGUGAUUGGGAAAACAGUAAAUGGCACUACUUAUGCAGGUCUAAGAGCAAGAACAACUGGAGCUCCACAAAACCACUGGUUUGGACCUGCUGGUGACCCUAGAGGUGCAGGAAUUGGAACACCUGGGGCUAUAAAACUUGUAUGGUCUUGCCAUAGAGAAGUAAUUUAUGAUUAUGGACCAGUAUCAAAGGAUUGGGAAAUUCCUUCUUCAACAUGA
Molecule: messenger RNA, 1665 nt
Organism: Vicia faba (fava bean)
Lineage: Eukaryota; Viridiplantae; Streptophyta; Magnoliopsida; Fabales; Fabaceae
Source: the annotation of a GenBank genome assembly